AUGACUUCUAACUUUGAUUUUACCGAUAAAACACAGCAGACCUUGGCUAACGCCAUCCAAUGCGCCAAGGACUACUCUCAUGCCCAAGUGCAUCCGGCACAUCUCGCAUUUUCCCUUCUGAACGAGGACGGGUCAUUGCUCGCUUCUGUCAUCGAGAAGGCUGGUGGUGAACCUUCCAUCGUCAAGCGGGCACUUCAAAAGACAAUUGUCCGACUACCUUCCCAAAGUCCUCCUCCAGAUGACACUACAUUGAGCUCCGCAUCGCUGAAAGUCCUUCGCGAAGCUCAAAGCAUUCAGAAGACAAUGCACGAUUCUUACAUUGCCCAAGAUCACAUUCUUCUUGCCCUUUUGAAAGAUUCCACUAUCUCGUCAAUUCUCAAAGAAGCAAGCCUAACGGAGGCAACGUUGAAAACUGCGAUUGAACAGACUCGGGGCAAUCGUCGAGUGGAAUCGAAAACCGCAGAGGAAGGAUUCGAUGCGCUUAACAAGUACGCUAUCGAUCUUACUUCACUAGCAGAGGCAGGAAAGAUCGAUCCUGUCAUUGGCCGUGACAAUGAGAUCAGACGUACGAUUCGUAUUCUUUGUAGACGAACCAAGAACAAUCCAGUCUUGAUUGGGGAACCAGGCGUUGGUAAAACCUCCAUAGCCGAAGGACUGGCUCAACGUAUUGUCAAACGUGACGUACCGGCGAGUCUAUUUUGUCGACUUUACUCGUUGGACAUGGGUGCCCUUAUGGCUGGUGCAAAAUACAAGGGAGAAUACGAGGAGCGUAUCAAAGCAGUUCUGAACGAAGUCGAGAAAGCUGCAGAGGAUGGUGGUCCCGGGGUCAUCCUCUUCAUCGACGAACUUCACUUGAUUAUGGCUGGACGUGGCGCUAGUGGAGGAGGUAUGGAUGCUGCAAACUUGUUUAAACCCCUCCUCGCUCGAGGAAAACUACGUUGCAUUGGUGCUACCACGCUGGCAGAAUACCGUCAGUACAUCGAAACUGACACUGCACUGGAACGUCGGUUCGCUCAAGUAGUCGUCAAUGAGCCCACCGUGCCAGAAACUAUCAGUAUACUUCGUGGCAUCAGAGAAAAAUACGAAGUGCACCACGGUGUCAAGAUAUUGGAUGGGUCCCUCAUUUCGGCGGCUCAGUUAGCUCACAGAUACCUCACCUCCAGACGGCUACCUGAUGCUGCCAUCGACUUGGUUGAUGAGGCUUGUGCAAGCGUUCGUGUUACACGUGAAACCGAGCCCGAAGCAAUCGAUAAACUCCAGCGCAAAAAGCUGGAACUCGAAGUUGAAAUCCAUGCCUUGGAACGGGAGAAAGAUAAUGCAAGCAAAGAGCGGCUCAAACUUGCACGGAAAGCCAUCGCUGACGUCGAAGACGAGCUGCAGCCCCUGAAAGCGGCUUACGAAAGCGAAAAACAGCGCGGCGAUGAAAUCAAUGUGGCUCGGAGAAAGAUCGACGAGCUUAAGGCAAAAGCGGAAGAUGCUGAACGAAAGUAUGACCUUGCAACAGCAUCCGACCUCAAGUACUACGCCAUACCCGAGUUACAAGCUCGCCUCGAAUCGCUCGAAAAAAAGAAGGCUGCAGAAGAUGCAGAGCAGGGUGGAGGUGCAGACACUGUAACACCUGAACAAAUUGCUGAGAUCGUCGCUCGUUGGACUUCGAUUCCAGUUACUCGGCUAAUGUCCUCGGAAAAAGAGAAACUUCUUCGCAUGGAGAGGAUUCUUGCGGAGAGUGUUGUCGGGCAGACUGAGGCCGUCAAGGCUGUUGCAAACGCUAUUCGACUUUCAAGGAGCGGUCUAUCUAACCCGCAGCGUCCAAUUGCCAGCUUCUUGAUGGCUGGACCCUCUGGGACAGGUAAAACGCUAAUGGCGAAAACGCUUGCGACUUUGUUGUUCGAUUCCCCUGACGCUAUGAUCCGAAUCGACGGCUCUGAAUAUUCCGAAAAACACUCUAUCGCUCGUCUAAUUGGGGCACCGCCUGGAUAUGUCGGACAUGAUCAAGGAGGACAACUUACCGAAUAUAUACGUCGAAAACCAUACAGCAUUGUCCUUAUCGACGAAAUUGAGAAAGCUUCACGAGAAUUCGUCACACUGUUUCUCCAAGUGUUGGACGACGGUCGUCUUACAGAUGGACAGGGGCGUGUUGUAGACUUCAGAAACACUGUCAUUAUCAUGACCUCCAAUCUGGGAGCGGUAUACCUCAACGAUAUGGGAGAUGGACCGGUCAGCCCCGAAACAAGACAACUUGUUCUCGGUGCUAUACAGGGUCACUUCCCUCCGGAAUUUGUCAACCGUGUCGACGAGAUAAUCGUUUUCCGAGCCCUAUCUCGGAAACACGUAUUGAAAAUUGUUGAUAUACGUCUGCAAGAGGUGCAAGAACGGCUCGCAGAGAGGAAGAUUGUCUUGGAAUUAGAUAACCAAGCGAAACAAUAUCUCAGCUCUAUUGGAUACUCUCCGACGUACGGUGCUCGUCCUUUGAACCGUGCCAUCCAGCAAGAGCUUCUCAAUCCCCUCUCGGUUAUGAUAUUAGCUAAUCGCGUACAGGAUGGCGAGACUGUUCGUGUUACCUUCGACGGACCUCAUAAUCGCCUCGCAAUUAUUCCGAACCAUGAGGGAAAUCCAUCUGACGAAUAUAUGGAUAUAGAUGAUGACGAUAUUGAAAUUGAAGAGAUGGACUAA
Molecule: messenger RNA, 2673 nt
Organism: Lentinula edodes (shiitake mushroom)
Lineage: Eukaryota; Fungi; Basidiomycota; Agaricomycetes; Agaricales; Omphalotaceae
Product: P-loop containing nucleoside triphosphate hydrolase protein
Exons: 9
Coding region: 1-2673 (890 amino acids)
Biological process (GO): cellular response to heat
Cellular component (GO): cytosol; cytoplasm
Molecular function (GO): ATP binding; ATP hydrolysis activity
Source: RefSeq, a predicted model, not a curated record